Messenger RNA from Amoebophrya sp. A120, 1433 nucleotides. The record is from the annotation of a GenBank genome assembly. NCBI's taxonomy places the organism in Eukaryota, Dinophyceae, Syndiniales, Amoebophryaceae.
UGAUAGGUAGUCAUAUAUCACCACAGGGUGGCGUGCGGAGAGAUGUGAGAUGAGCUCCUCUGCAUGGAGUGUUCUCUAAAAAGUAAAGAUACUGUAAGGAUCUACCAUUUUGCCUCUGUGUGCCGCGAAAUGUGCGAAUGUGAGACACCUUUUUGUCUCUGUUUCCAUCCUUGACGCCGAGGUUUGAAUAUUUAUCCUGAUCCUUUUUUUGCUGUUGCAGUGAGUUUGUGGUGUUGCCGGAUGUCAUGACACUUUUCGACUCUAUUUUCGCGACAGACCACGAGUACUCAGAGUUUCACAGAGUGAGUUUUUUCAUAUCUUCCCACCUAGAGACAAAACAGUUACAGCAAUAGCACCAUGAUAGUGUGAUUCAGAAUGUGCAGCCUUAAAAUACGCGUAUCGCCCGUCUUCCAAACGCAGAUUGUCAUACCUGCUUUCUGACCAGCUGUUGCAUCCUCUGCAAGCGAACCCGGGUUAGAGCUGGAGCUAUGGGUUGCGAGCAAUCCAGACCCUUGCAGUCGCCAAGCGGCCAAGGGCCUCAGCUGCGGGACGAGGAGCAGCGGCGACCAAAUUCUCUAGAGGCGAAAAUAGUUCUCUUAGGAGAUAGCGGAGUCGGGAAGUCGUCGCUCGCACUAAGAUACUGCCAGGGACGCUUUUCGCCUUUUCAUGAGGUACUUAACUUUUCUUGAAAAUCAUAGAUAUGUCUGGCGGAUAAAAAACGUGCAGUGCAGCUGCUCAAGCAGCACAAUCACUCGCUAAAAAAAAGGAAUAAGGCCCGAAGUCGGAUGAAUCCAAAACUGAUGUCUCCUCGCAGGUAACAAUAGGAGCUGCCUUUCUGCAGCAGAUGAUAAGGCUACCCGACGGGCAGCAACUGAAACUUCACAUAUGGGAUACUGGCGGCCAAGAGCGGUUUCGAGCCAUGGCGCCACUAUACUAUCGCGACGCUCUCGGAGCGCUCAUAGUGUAUUGCCAGAUUUUUUCACAUUUUUUUCUGGUGAUGUGUGUGAAAGUGAGUGAUUCUUGAAAAUUGAUUUUCAUGAUAGCAUUGAAAUCGGAUUUGAACAAUCUUUUCCCAACGCAGCUACGACCACAACGACGGUGCUUCAUGGGAGGCCGUCCGAUACUGGGUCGACGAACUACGCAACAAGGGUCCCGAAAACGUCUGUCUCGGCGUGGUCGCAAACAAGGCUGACGUAGAACCGACCGGCGAGGCCACCGGAACGGAUGCCGAGCAGGCUCGCGCGUGGUGCACAGAGCAGGGCAUGCUGUUCACGAAAGCUUCGGCGAAAACCGGGGAGGGCGUCAACACCGUGUUUGCGACCCUGGCGAACAGAAUAUACCAAGACAUACUCUCGAAGAGAUAGAAUUUGUGUAGCUUUUCUCAACGCGAAAACAUGUUCACAUAAUCCACAUAGGUUCUUCUAUGACAACAU